Messenger RNA from Mugil cephalus (flathead mullet), 1099 nucleotides. RefSeq names its product delta-like 2 homolog (Drosophila) (gene dlk2). The transcript has a single exon. Gene Ontology annotation, molecular function: calcium ion binding. Gene Ontology annotation, cellular component: protein-containing complex; plasma membrane. Gene Ontology annotation, biological process: establishment or maintenance of epithelial cell apical/basal polarity; heterophilic cell-cell adhesion. The record is from RefSeq and is a predicted model, not a curated record. Bases 1 to 714 code for a protein of 237 amino acids. Lineage: Eukaryota; Metazoa; Chordata; Actinopteri; Mugiliformes; Mugilidae.
AUGUCAUGGAAGCUGAAUCCUCAUCAUUCAUCUCAUCUCAGGUCUCCAUGUAAAAAGGACAAUGUGGUCAGUGUUGUAGCGAUCACCGUAUCAUGGUUUUCGCCAUAUGCGGAUGGACUCCGAUGGUUCGCAGGUGGUUUGUCUGGUUUCACUGGUCGUCGCUGUGAGACCAACGUUGACGACUGUCUGAUGAGACCUUGUGCCAAUGGCGCCACCUGCCUGGAUGCCGUGAACCGUUUCUCCUGCGUCUGCCCGGCCGGAUUCACCGGACGCUUCUGCACCGUCAACGUAGAUGACUGCGCUAGCCGGCCGUGCCUGAACACCGGUCGCUGCCUCGACCUCGCCAGAGGCUUCCGUUGUGUCUGUACUGCUGGCUUCACUGGUGCCACCUGCCAGACACCGCCGAGGGCCGGAGACGCCCGGGGGUCCAGCUGGAUGGGAGGCGGGGCGAACAGCAGUCGUCAUGGGGACGGCUUGGUGAAAGUGACGGUGAGUGAGCGUCGUGGCGCCGGACUCUCGCGGCUGCAGCUCACUGUCAUCGUGGCAAUGGUGGCGGCGACGCUGGGCGUGGCUGCGCUGACCGCAGUCCUGGUGCUGCAGGGUCGCUGCAGGGUCUGUGGCCACGCCCCCUCAGCGGCGUCAUCGACACGGGGACGGAAGACGCCGCAAAGAGGCCGGUGUCAGAUCAGCUUCAUGAACUCGGAGGUCAUUUAGCUCCGCCUUUUCUGCUGCGUCAUUUAGCAUCAGACCUGUGACAUCAUCACAAUUCAAACUGAUUCCUUACAUUACCCAGAAUGCCCUUCAUUCUGGGGGGCGCUAGUGUCGCUAGUUAUUUGUACAAAGAUGUGAUUUUAUUUUCUCAUAUUAACGUUGUCUCAUCUGAAGAUUUAAUUUAAACGUCUCAUUUUAAUCUUUUCAUGUUAACUGACAGUGAGAGACUCGGAGGGAGGGGCAUGAUAUAUGAGACCACGCCCCCAGUGCAGGAUGAGUCAUCGAUAUUUAAAGGAGUCAGUAAAGUGGUUUAUGUACAUAGAGAAUUAUUUAUUUUGACAAACAUCUGAUCACUCUGUUCAUUAAAGCUGAACGUCAUCAAACUGUG